Galeopterus variegatus (Sunda flying lemur) is the source of this 3193-nucleotide messenger RNA. RefSeq names its product ER lipid raft associated 1 (gene ERLIN1). Gene Ontology annotation, cellular component: endoplasmic reticulum membrane; endoplasmic reticulum. NCBI's taxonomy places the organism in Eukaryota, Metazoa, Chordata, Mammalia, Dermoptera, Cynocephalidae. The coding region runs from base 78 to 1124 and encodes 348 amino acids. Gene Ontology annotation, molecular function: ubiquitin protein ligase binding; cholesterol binding. The transcript is spliced from 12 exons. Gene Ontology annotation, biological process: SREBP signaling pathway. The record is from RefSeq and is a predicted model, not a curated record.
CGGAGGCAGUUGGCGCGGCCCGGGAGGUGGCUGCACGUGCCGGCGGGGGCGAUGCGUCACUGAUCGGAGGAACAAGAAUGAAUAUGACUCAAGCCCGGGUUCUGGUGGCUGCAGUGGUGGGGCUGGUGGUUGUCCUCCUCUACGCCUCCAUCCACAAGAUUGAGGAAGGACACCUGGCGGUGUACUACAGGGGAGGAGCUUUACUAACUAGCCCCAGUGGACCAGGCUAUCAUAUCAUGUUGCCUUUCAUUACUACGUUCAAAUCUGUGCAGACAACGCUACAAACUGAUGAAGUUAAAAAUGUGCCUUGUGGAACAAGUGGUGGGGUCAUGAUCUAUAUUGACCGAAUAGAAGUGGUUAAUAUGUUGGCUCCUUAUGCAGUGUUUGAUAUCGUGCGGAACUACACUGCAGAUUAUGACAAGACUUUAAUCUUCAACAAAAUCCACCAUGAGCUGAACCAGUUUUGCAGUGCCCAUACACUUCAAGAAGUUUACAUUGAAUUGUUUGAUCAAAUAGAUGAAAACCUGAAGCAAGCUUUGCAGAAAGAUUUAAACAUCAUGGCCCCAGGUCUCACUAUACAGGCUGUGCGUGUUACAAAACCCAAAAUCCCAGAAGCCAUAAGAAGAAAUUUUGAGUUAAUGGAGGCUGAGAAGACAAAACUUCUUAUAGCUGCACAGAAACAAAAGGUUGUGGAGAAAGAAGCUGAGACAGAGAGGAAAAAGGCUGUUAUAGAAGCAGAGAAGAUUGCACAAGUGGCAAAAAUUCGGUUUCAGCAGAAGGUGAUGGAGAAAGAAACUGAAAAGCGCAUUUCUGAAAUUGAAGAUGCUGCAUUUCUGGCCCGAGAGAAGGCGAAAGCAGAUGCUGAGUAUUAUGCUGCACAUAAAUAUGCCACCUCAAACAAGCACAAACUGACCCCGGAAUAUCUGGAGCUCAAAAAGUACCAGGCCAUUGCUUCUAACAGUAAGAUCUACUUUGGCAGCAACAUCCCUAGCAUGUUCGUGGACUCCUCUUGUCCUUUGAAAUAUUCAGAUGUUAGGACUGGAAGAGAAAGCUCCCUUGCCUCUAAGGAUGCUCUCAAACCCUCUGGAGAGAGUCCUAUCCAAAACAAGGAGAGCACAGGUUGAUGCAAGAGGUGGAAAUAUUCUCCUAUAUCAAGAUGUGGCCCAAGAGUUUCAGUGGGAACAGUGGUUAUAUGGGCUCUUCAGAGAACUUACAGAGAACUUGUGCUCCAUCUGUUCUGCCUCUCCUGUGAUAGUCCUGCUUUGUCAGCUGAUUGCAGGAUAGAGCCAGCUGUCUGGCACUCAAAUGGUCUUUACAGCCACAGUUUUAUCAAGUGUCCUGUAUGUGUUUCUUUCUAAACUGGUACUCAUGAAUGAGGGAAAGUCUGAUGCUAAGAUACUGCCUGCACUGGAAUGUUAAACACUAAAUAUAUAACAAGCUGUGUUUUUCUAAGCUGAGAUUUAUUGAAUAAUGUUUACAUUGGUCCCUGGGGAAAUGUGUGCUCAGCCAUUCAGAGAGAAGAUGGCCAGGAUAUGGUAAGUUAAAGAAGACUGAUUAUACCUGGAACCCAGGCUCUCUCUUUGGGGUCCAGUCUCAGCAUUCAUCCAUGUGAUUAACAUCCAGGUCACCAAGGUUCCCAGGAAAUGAUCUUCCACUUGAGCAAAGAUUUACUUGAUUUGAUUUGCACCUUUCUGUUUUCCGACAGUCACGUUGGUGGCCUGCAGACAUGUGUGCUUUGCCACCUAACCAGAGAUUCCUUAUAGAGGUUCCUAAUCACUAGUUCAUUGCAUUAGUAGGCUCAGCGAUAAAGAGGGCUUGGUUUGAAGCUUUGGGUGAUAUGAAAUCUUUGCUAUGAGCCCAAGCUCUGGGGCCCUGCAUUUCCUCCAUUGAGUGAUGACUGUCAGCAUCACUGCUCAUGCCAUGUGUGACUAAGGUGCCUGUUUUUUAGCCACAGUUAACUCCUUGUGUCACCUCUUAGCUGUCUCUGACCUAGAGCGGGAAAGGGCUUUAACCAGAAAUAGGAGCAGCAUACAAUUCUUAGCCUUUACUGCACAGUAUUGUAUCAAUUGCAGGAAGUUUUUAUUUUUAAAACUGGAUUUGGGGUACAUUAAUUUGCUCCAGCCCUUCUGUUUAAAGGCCAAAUCCUAGGGCUGCAUGGUUACUCGCAUGUAAUUCUCCUUAAUAUGUUCAUCAGGAGCCCACACAAUGUUGAACAGAGAGUAACCUAGAAAGUAUCCUUGGUCAUAACGUUGUCUCCUUCCCUCCUGGCCCGGAGAUGCUGAAAUCAAAGUUAUAUCUCCAACUUUCGCCUUCCCUAAGAGAUCAAGAUUUUACUGACUUCCUGGCAACCAGCAAAUUUAAUUUUCUGUGAGAAGAUGACAGAGUUAACUUGUGGCAAUAGGAGACCUACUUCAUACGGACCUUUUCUUCCUUCAGAUUAACUUUCCUGGAACCGUGUGCCGCAUAGUUAGGCCUGAGUUUCUGUGACUUGUUAAGACACCUCUUGUGCGCACCAUGUUGAAGCCAGACAGAAAAGUCAUGGGACCACUCCAGAAACCUUUCAGCUGUCAGUACUGUCAGCUUUGUGACAGCUUGUGGGUUGUGCCAAACACUUUAUUUGGGAAAGGAAAGCCCAGAUUUGAAUGGGUUUUUUCCCUGGGCCUUAUACUAUACAGGCAUUUGUAAUAUGGAGAAAAUAAUUUUUUUUUGCUCAUUUAAUACUAUACAUUCUCUUUAUGAAUGAAUUUUGUGUUCUUUAGCCCUUCUUAAAAGAUUUUGUGAAUUAUAAAAGUAAACCUUGAACUUGUCAUAUUGCUGCAGAUAAAUACUGAUUGUUGUGGGAAAUCUGGAUCAUUGACCUCUGUGCUUUUAUUCCUAGAGAUGUUUCCUAUUCACAUGAGUGAAAAGCUGUUGCCCCAAAGUGAUGACUGUGGCUUUUCUUACCAGCCACAAGCCCUGGUGGCAGGGUUGAAGAACAGGGAAAUGCCAUUGUGGAGUUUUAAAGAAAGCACUUCCACUGAAACUCCCCAUGGGUGUGCUUCCCUGCACCCACUCAGUGAGCUCGAAGUCUAGCCAUCCUUCAGGGAUGUUCCUUUUGGCAAUUAUAUACUGUAAUCUUGAAGUCUAAAUUUAUAUGUGAAAUGCUACAUUUUUAAAAAUAAGACACUAAAUAAAAUUAUUUUACUAUCAGUGA